Molecule: messenger RNA, 3040 nt
Organism: Cyprinus carpio (common carp)
Lineage: Eukaryota; Metazoa; Chordata; Actinopteri; Cypriniformes; Cyprinidae
Biological process (GO): proteolysis
Molecular function (GO): protein dimerization activity; aspartic-type endopeptidase activity
Source: RefSeq, a predicted model, not a curated record
AUGGAAGCCCUGAUCGACACAGGAUCAGACCUUACGGUGACCUCAUCUCAACUUUUCAAAAGACUCCAAUUUGAAGCUAAGAGACAAGAUCGAACUCUUACACCUCAAACUUGUGAACUGAAUGUACAGUCAUACAGCCAGAAUGACAUCCGACCAGGUGUGCAGAACGGAGCUGACCAAGGACCAACAAUUCGCAGUAUACACAGUCUCCCACCAGAGACUGAUGAACCUGCUACACCUCUCAAUACCAAACCGACUGAUGACACACCAACGGAGGAGCCUUACCCAGAAUCCUGUGCCAAAGACUCUUUAGACUGUGGUCUUACCAACCUCCACAUGGUGCACAUCCCUACGCACCCUGAUGCUCCUCCCACUUUGGUCAAACAGUACAAGAUUCCCAUUGCCUCACACAAACCAGUGCAGGAGAUCAUCGAAUCAAUGCUUGAGAAAGGUGUCAUCCGUCCAUGCAACAGCACCUACUCAGCCCCCAUCUGGCCCGUCCUCAAACCUAACGGCGAAUGGCGACCCACCAUUGACUACAGGAAACUGAAUCAACAGGAUGCUGCUGUGGUUCGCCAUGCUGUGCUGUCAGCCAACCAGAGGACAGCUGCCACCGAGAGAACAACUGAGACUCCUGAUCACCGACUACAGAGCACACUACCCCAGCACCGUAGCCCAAUACAGCUGGGCAGCCUUGUGCUAACUGUGCUGGCUUCCGCCAUCACCACGCCAGCUGACCCACUACAAAUACACCUGGCCUACUCUCUGGGUAGCGCCAUCCUACUGCAUGUCAAUCCCGAGCAGAGGGAAGUGGAUGUGCUCCUGAACCAACCCAUCAGUGAGUCAAGCCAAGUCUACAGACUUAAAGACAUUGUCAAUGUCAGCAAACCCUUCCUCAGAAACAACACUCAAAUAAAAUCCGGGUUGCAACCCCUGGUCAGCGACACACACUGCCCUGCCGAAGCCAAGCCUUGUACACAAGUCACAGAGAUGCAAGCAGAGAUUGUAGGUGACAGAUGGCUCGUCAACACUCCCGUGCGUACAGCUACUCUCACUUACGACCAGCAUGACACAACCAGCCGUGUCAACGUGCCCAACCCGAAUAGGGGGAUUCAAUACCAAAAGAAUUACAACUUCAUCUUAGAUCCAGAACUGGAACUCUGGAUUGAGGAAAGGGGGUCCCGACACAUUGACAUUGCUCCCGUCGACACAGCCCUCCAAGCACUGUCUCGACGGCCCGUUCUGAUCCCGUCAUCUGCGUGCUUUUUUUUUUAUCGCACAGAUAAAUUGCAUCAUGUGCAUGCAAAAGUGGUGAUCAAGAUAAAGGAGCUUUUGGCUGUUGAAAAUGCAAAGCAUAUUGCAUUUACAACAGAUUGUUGGUCAGUAAUGAGCUUGACUGCUCACUUCAUCGAUGAAGAAUGGAACAGGGUGCAAGUUGUCCUAAAUGUGAAAGCCAUGAGUGGAUCUCACACUGGUGAGUACAUUGGACAGUUGUUUUUAGACAUGCUUACCGAGUGGGAUAUAGACAGUGAACGUGUGCUGCUGGUGCUCAGGGACAGUGGAGCCAAUGUUGUUAAGGGGAUGAGGUUGGUGGAGAUGCCUGACCUCAGCUGCAGUGCUCACACCCUCCAACUUGUUGUGAAUGAUGGCCUCCAGGCACAGAGAGCUGUAGGUGACAUCCUGGCCAAACUGAAGAGGUGUGCAACCCAUUUUGGUCAUUCAGUUCCUCCCAAGCAGAGGCUUGAACAAAUUCAGAAGGAUGUUGGUCUACCUGAACACCGCAUUCUCCAGGCAUGCCCAACCAGAUGGAAUUCUACAUUGCAUAUGCUCCAAAGGAUGCAGGAGCAAAAGAGAGCACUGAAAGUCUACUCUGGGGACUUUGGACAUUUUACAUGUCCAAGUGUGGAGGAGUGGGACCUGGUCGAAAAGCUGAUCAACACACUGGAACCAACUGAGGAAAUUACUCUAGAAGUGAGUAAGUCUGAUGCAUCUGCAUCAUGCAUCAUCCCCACCAUUGAGGUUUUGAAAAGAUUUCUGGAGACUCAGGGUCCUGAAACUAGAGGAAUUCAGACUUUGAGGAAGGUCAUGCUCGACAGCUUAACCAGAAGGUUUUCCAAGAUUGCAGAGUCCAAAGAAGCAGUGCUGGCCUGUGUGCUGGAUCCUCGUUACAAACAGCGUCCCCUCUCUGACAGCACAACCAAGAAGGCCAAAACCUGGCUUGAAAAAGAGGCAGACAAACAGCAUCAAGCAAGCUCAGCAGCCACUCAUAAGGAUGCCGAGGGAUAUUCAAAGAAACCUAGGAUGGAGAAGUCCCUAGACCAGAAGCAGAGUGUGCUUGACCAUGUCUACGAGGACAUGUUGCAGAGCCAGCAAACAGUGACAGGGGUGUCUGAGAGUCUGAACGAGGAGCUGGAUCGGUAUCUUCAAGAGUCCGUUCUUGAUCGCAAAACAGGUGACCCCCUGCAGUGGUGGAGGCAAAAUGCUGGCCGCUUCCAGACUCUGGCUCCAUUGGCCAGGAGGUGUUAUACAAAUAGAGUGCAUAUACAUUUACAUAUCUUACAAAGGCAUGGACAGAGAUUUGCACACUGGACAGAAGAUGCAUCCCAACUCCUUCAGGGAACCCUUGAGCCUGUCUUUAGGGUGUCAAACCCCGCCACCACCAAACAGUCACUCAGCAGAAGAGUUGUGGUUGAAGAGGACACUGAUAAGGUGCAACAGCCCACCAUUGUGAGAGACCUUCAUACAGCUUGGUACUGGGUACACAAUCACAGAGACUUGUUCUGUGGAGAGGUGACAGAGCCUGCUUUUCUGCAGAUGAACAGUGAAAGUCAACAAAAUGCACUCAGGAAGGCCCUGGGGAUUGAAUUCCCUGAAGCAAAGGAUGAAUUUUUGUUUAUAUUUCAGUCUCAAGAUGACAUGGAAACAUUUUGGGAAGUCGUGGCCUAGUGGUUGGAGAGUUUGACUCCUAACCCUAAGGAUGUAGGUUCGAGUCUUGGGUAGGCAAUACCACGACUGAGGUGCCCUUGAGCAAGACACUGAA